AUGGACCCUCCCGCAAGCGAGAGCCAUCUACGAAGAGCAGCGCAGUCAGCGCCAGUUUGGCGGCCAAAUCAUCUUCGCCCGAGGAACAGGUCAGAUCAGAGCCAGCAGGCCACCAGCCAGCCGAGGGUGCCCGGCAGGCCGAGCGAGGCGCAGGAGGGCAAGCGGCAGAAGACCGGCCUGAACGUGUCGAGCUUGGUCGGGGCCAACCCCCGAGCUCCGGGUCACCCGAUCCUGGGCCUGCUGGAGCUCAAGGAGGCCGAGCGCGAGAAGGAGCUGAAGUUGCAGCAGAGGCGAGCCGCGAGGCGACUGGCCACCCACGGGGAGCUGCGGGACACGACAAAAGGCCCCGGUAUCACCGAGGAGGCCUCGCUGACGCUGAAGACCCGAGGUCAGUACAAGCGACUGCUCUCGGAUUUCCAGACGAAGCAGAAUGUCGUGGACCUCAGCCUGCACCCGGCGGAGCUGGACGCCCACGUGGUUUGCUACUUCGAUCGGCUUUUUCUCGAGGGCAAGGCGCCGUCGACAGGGGAGAAGCUCACUGCAGCGAUACAGUAUGUGGUGCCGGUGUACAAUGCCAAGGAUAUGAUGACCCUGCCCAGGGCGACGCGGUCGCUGCGGGGCUGGCGCCGCCUGGUGCCCAGGCGGACCCGCCGACCCCUGCCGUGGGAGGUGGUGGCCGCGAUCGCGGUGAACCUGCUGCGCAUGGAGGGACUGGGCAUGGCGCUGGCCUGGCUGCUGAUGGUGGACACCUACAUGCGGCCGGGAGAGUGCCUGGAUCUCAAGACCUCGCAGGUGCUCAGGGCAACGUCGCAGCGGCACAUGGCGUUGGCGGCCAUCCUGCUGCACCCCGCCGAGCACGGCCAGUCCAGCAAGGUGGGGGCGGUGGACGAGAGCCUUAUCGUGAGUCGCCCCUGGCUGUCGGACAUACUGAUGAUGUACGUGGACGCUCGCCCCAGCGGAAGCCCCCUGUGGAACUUCAGCCUGAAGCAGACGAGUGCGAGCUUCAUCACCGUGUGUGGCGUGGUAGGCAUCAGCUACCUGAAGCCCGUCCUGCACAUGGGGCGGCACGCGGGUGCCAGUCUGGAUCGACUCCACAACCGCCUCGACCUCGCCGAAGUACAACGUCGGGGAAGAUGGAGGAGCAUGGCGUCGGUCAGGAGGUACGAGAAAAUGGCCUUGGUGCAGGACGUCUACAACAAGCUGGACCAGCGCAGCCGUCUCAUGUGCACCAGGUGUGCACUCGAGCUCGAGGCAACCAUGCUGAGAGCCGGCAAGCAGCUUCGCGCACACCGAGGCGUGCCGCCAGGAAAGGCUUCUUCGCGAUUGAAGUUUUCAGCGGGUGUGGCAGCUUCAGUCGAGCCGCGAGACGGAGGGGGAUCGAUGCGUUCGCUUUCGAUAUUUUGCAAGGCCCGCAGGGUGAUGUCACACGUGUCAGUGUACAACGGCGCAUCCGAAGGUUGA
Messenger RNA from Prorocentrum cordatum, 1461 nucleotides. The record is from the annotation of a GenBank genome assembly. NCBI's taxonomy places the organism in Eukaryota, Dinophyceae, Prorocentrales, Prorocentraceae.